This is a messenger RNA of Drosophila gunungcola (fruit fly), 1131 nucleotides long. RefSeq names its product circadian clock-controlled protein daywake (gene Jhbp16). The record is from RefSeq and is a predicted model, not a curated record. The coding region runs from base 234 to 1022 and encodes 262 amino acids. The transcript is spliced from 4 exons. Lineage: Eukaryota; Metazoa; Arthropoda; Insecta; Diptera; Drosophilidae.
GAGUGGCUCAGUCAACUUCGGUAGUUCGACAUGAUCACGUCGCGUAUUCGGCUCAGCUAACUGUAAAGUUAUUUUUAAUGUCAAGACUUUGUGCGCCUUUGCAUACAAAAAAGUUUAGCGUUCCAAAAUUUAAUAAUUGAAAACACUAAAACAACAAAAAAUGUACAUAAGUAGCAUAGUAUAAAUUAUUUUAGCUGUCGUCCGUCAGAGUCUGUCAAACUAAACCCGUGAGCAUGUCGCAACAGUGGCUUUUAAACUGUGGCAACAAUCUGGUCUACCUGGCGGUGAUCUUGCUCUUUGCCACUAAUUUGGCGUGCGUCUCCAGCUCCAGUCAAAUCGAUGUGGAUGCGGAUUUGAAGCACAUGUUGAGUCGUUGCCAAAAGAGGGAUGAGGAUUUCAACGAGUGCAUGCGGCAGGUGUUUAACGAUUUAAGGGCCUACUUUACGACUGGUGUGCCUGACUACAACAUUAAGCCCUUUGACCCGCAUCGCUGUACCUUUGUUGAGCUGCGGCGCGGUGAUUCACAAGGCCUGGGCAGCUUCCGACUGAUCUUGCGCAAUGUCUCCGAGUUCGGAUGGGCUCGAUCCGAGGUGACCAAGUUCUAUGCCGACCCCGAGGAUCACCGCAUCGUAUACGCUCAGUAUUUCCCGGAGAAAAGUCUUGAGGGGGAGUACGAGUUCGCCGCCAAAAUGUUGGGCUCGGAGAUGAACCGAAAAGGUCACUGGAACCUCACCCUCUACGAUUACAGUCAGACCACUAGUGUGCGACGCAUCGGGGAUCCGGGUUCGCUGAUCAAGGUGCACGUAGAGGUGGACCGCAUCGGCGGAAUGGAGUUACACAUUGAGAACCUGCUGCAGGGACAACCUCUUAACCAACUGGCUGAUGGAGUUAUCAACAGCAUGUGGCAACUGGGACUGCCCUUUAUCAAGCCGAUGAUAAACGAGUUGGUCAGCUCAGCAUUUACAGACAUAUUCAACGAAUCAUUCCGACACUUUCCCCUCGAGAAGUUUCUCUCCACGUGACCCAUCCUGACAAGUUUAACAUUCAAAACAAGUGUGAAAAAUUAAGCUUUUUUAUUUUUGCUUAGAAUAGCUCCUAAUCAUCUCUACCAAUAAUAAAAAAUUUAGCUAA